UUGACUGUGUGAUGGAGGUGGAGAACAGCAGCGACCCGAUGGAGGGUCCCUGCGGAAACGAGAGUCAGCUGUGCGACUACACCGACUGGGAGCACUCUUCCUCGGUGGUCCCCGUGCUCUACAUGCUGGUCUUUGUCUUCGGACUGUCCGGAAAUGCAGUGGUCAUCUGCACAGUGUGGAGGUCUCGCACCAAGAGGAGAUCGGCAGAUACCUACAUCGGGAACCUGGCGCUGGCCGACUUGGCGUUUGUGGUAACCCUACCUCUGUGGGCUGUGUACGCGGCUCUGGACUACCGCUGGCCCUUUGGUUGGCUGCUCUGUAAAGUCAGCAGCUACCUGGUGAUGAUCAACAUGUACGCCAGCGUCUUCUGUCUGACCUGCCUCAGCUUUGACCGCUACCUAGCCAUCGUCCACUCUCUGUCCAGCAACAAGCUGCGUUCCAGCCGCACCACCCUGCUCUCCUUGGCUCUCAUCUGGUUCCUGGCCGGACUGUUGGCUCUCCCAGCCUUGCUCCUGCGGAAAACGGAGGAAAAGGAGAACCAGACCAUAUGUGCCAUGGACUAUACCUGGGUGGCGAGUGAAGACACCGAGCAUUUCUGGGUCGGGGGCCUCAGUCUCUUCGCCAGCACCUUGGGCUUCAUCCUACCUUUCCUACUGAUGUCCACCUUCUACUGUGCCAUCGCCAACACCGUCACCAGACACUUCCAGAACGUCAAGAAGGAAGAGCAGAAGAAGAAGCGUCUGCUGAAGAUCAUCAGCGCCCUGGUGUUGGUUUUUGCCAUCUGUUGGCUUCCCUUCCACAUCAUCAAGACCAUAGACGCCCUGUUCUGGCUGGAUCUCAUCCCCUUCCACUGCUCCAUCGAUGUAUUCCUCCACAUGGUCCACCCCUACGCCACUUGUCUUGCCUACAUCAACAGCUGCCUCAACCCGUUCCUCUACGCCUUCUUCGACCAGCGUUUCCGAUCCCAGUGUCUGUCUGUGCUGCGCUGCUCCAGCGCUCCCAAGUGGAUCCCACCAGGCUAGUAGCCCCGAGCGGCAACAUCUUGAGGGGUGGGGAUGGAGAUCUGUGCCUGUGACUGAAGAAACGACUCUUUGGGUAAACGUGUCUGUUUAUUUUGCUUUUGGCUACAGCUUGUGCUGAAAACCCCGAUGGAAAGCUGAGAUAUAUUUUAUAAAUAUAAUCUGCUUCUUUUGCUGGUUUCCAAUUUAAUAAAUCCCUUGAUAAUGGCUGGGAGAAACGCAGGAAACCUCGGAACUUAUUUCACUGUGUAUUUUUAACUCGUGACAAAUCAGGGAUCCAAACGUUACAGAGACCAGCGGCAAGUUUUAAUCUCAUGCCUGCUUAUUAACAUUGUGUGGCAACUUCCUCACCAUGGUUUUUCUUAUGUAACAUCGAGUCGUUUUACUUCCACAAUGACACUUAUCGCCCAGCAAAGCGGUUAGUUUUUGAUUUUGAUAGUGUCACCAGUGCCGGCUGCAGCCUGCCGACAUAACUAACGAAUGAUAGCGAGAUUGAUUAUCGGGGAAAUACAAAUGACCUAAAAUUAAUCACAUCUAACAUCCAAUUCUCAAUUUUCUGGAGGCUGUCUUCAGACGGUCGAGCAAAUGUGCAGUCUCUUUGACAGGACGCGUGGAAAGAGUAAGGACAAAGCUCUCUCUGUUCCUGACUGCAGAUGCCAGGCUCGGCUGUGACCACACAUGCAGUUCUUGUUAGGUUUGAUUGCAUAAUUUGUUUUACAAAGGCGAGAACUACAACUUUAAUGUUAGGAUCUGUAUAAUCUCCUGUCUUCCCAAACAUCUUGAAUAGCUCUAUUUUUUGUUAGGCUUGAAACACGAUGGGCCGAACGGCCUCACUUAGUGCAAACUUGUGUGAUUCUGCCUCCAGAGUGCCUGAUCUGGCAGAGAGACACUUUCACUGAUGCCCUGCAAUCCAUUUAGUACCUCUCCCUUGCUUCAAGUUAUAACCUGAAAUAAAAACAAAUGCUGGAAAUGUGAGCCUGGUAAAAUAAGAAAGAGACUGUUUAAUAAUUUUGGUGGAGACCGAAAGGCAAAUUCCUUUGUAGGAAUGGCUGAGUGAGGAAGCUCUGUGGUCACUAGGAUAUGCUCACAUGUUACAAAGAGGCAGCUAAUUCAUUUAUAGUUGUAGUAUAAUAUUGUAUCAAUAAAACUUGAGCAUCUUUUAAAUUGGUUAAGUUCCAUUCCAGUGCAACAGGUUGUUAAUGCAUCUCUGCCUUAUAAAUGGUAUUACUCUUAGUCAAUCUGCUUUGCUACUUAAGCUUAGAGAAUUGAAGGCAACAGCAUAGUUCUCAGGUAAAAUAAAAACAGCUCAACUGUUGCCGGCUUUGCUGGAUCAGGUACACAAGUAUGUAUCUGGCUGGAGAGAAUAUACACCCAUAAGUAGAGAAACAGCAACUUUUUGUACAUUUAACAAUUGCAAGAGCUUUCUGACAUAUCAGAGACCCUACUAACCAAGAGAAAAUGCACAAUUAACUGCCCACUUGUAAUACUCGUACAUUAUUUUGGUCAGAGCUAUAGUGGAGUUCAUUUGGCUUCUCUCCUGUAUUUUGAUGAGAAAAGUAUUUUCAUUUUGUAGAGGCUGUUAGAGCUUUUGCUGUUGCUGAAAUGUUCUGUUUACUGCUGAGUUCUGUGGGAAAGAACUGUCAUAUGUUUAGCUUAAUUACAAGCGGAGAAUAAAGAUUUUUGAAUUGUGUUAUCAACUGCAAGUGUUGUAAUUGUAUGUGAGUUGGUGCAUUCAUUUGGGAUAAGCACCAGUUAGACACUGGAGAUUUCAUUUGCCAUUAUAUUUGAUGUGGCUGCAUAUUACUUUUUAUUUGUUUAAUUUGAAUUAUUUCUGGACUUUUAUAUCAUUGUCUGACUGUGGAUCAGUUUGACAUCCUAUUGCAUUUACAACAGUAUGUCUGUAUUAUAUUUGUAUAAUGCCUACUUGUGUC
Molecule: messenger RNA, 2950 nt
Organism: Pristis pectinata (smalltooth sawfish)
Lineage: Eukaryota; Metazoa; Chordata; Chondrichthyes; Rhinopristiformes; Pristidae
Gene: aplnra
Product: apelin receptor a
Exons: 2
Coding region: 12-1022 (336 amino acids)
Biological process (GO): G protein-coupled receptor signaling pathway; immune response
Cellular component (GO): membrane
Molecular function (GO): G protein-coupled receptor activity
Source: RefSeq, a predicted model, not a curated record